Xiphophorus hellerii (green swordtail) is the source of this 2176-nucleotide messenger RNA. Its product is annotated as meprin A subunit beta-like. The record is from RefSeq and is a predicted model, not a curated record. The coding region runs from base 1 to 1935 and encodes 644 amino acids. The transcript has 15 exons. Gene Ontology annotation, biological process: proteolysis. Gene Ontology annotation, cellular component: membrane. Lineage: Eukaryota; Metazoa; Chordata; Actinopteri; Cyprinodontiformes; Poeciliidae. Gene Ontology annotation, molecular function: protein binding; zinc ion binding; metalloendopeptidase activity.
AUGACAUUCGUGAGGAGCAGCAUUCUACCUGGAAGCAAUCAAUGGACAUCCCCAGUUCCCUACGUCUUGGAUGAAGGCCUGGACCUGAGAGCUAAAGGAGUCAUCAUGAGAGCUUUUGACCAGUUCAGAGUGAAGACAUGCAUUGAUUUCAAGCCCUGGGACUCAGAAGAUUAUUACAUCCACAUCAAAAAGCUGGACGGAUGUUGGUCAUAUGUUGGUCGAACAUACUCCAACGGACAGGACCUCUCUAUUGGUGCAGGCUGUGACUACAUUGCCAUUGUUGAACAUGAGCUUCUUCAUGCUCUUGGCUUCUACCAUGAACAGUCUAGAUAUGACAGAGAUGAUUAUGUACGGAUUGUAUACGACAAUAUCAUAGCAGGUAGAGAGUAUAAUUUCAACAAAGUUGAAAGUGAUGUAAGCACCACCCAUGGAGUCCCCUAUGACUACAUGUCAGUGAUGCACUACGGCAAGGAUGCAUUCAGCAAUGGCAAUGGCAAUGGCACAACAAUUAUUACCAUCGACCCUAAGUACCAAGAUGUGAUUGGUCAAAGGCUUGACAUGAGUCCUAGUGAUGCUCUAGAGCUGAACCUCCUCUACAACUGCAACACAACUAUUGCCUUCAAAUUUUACUGUGGCUUUUCUGAUGGAUCAAUGUGUCAGAUGAGCCGCUCUUCAGGGGGUCAGAGUGGAUGGGAAGUGGUUACCCAAGCGCAAGGGGGUCCAAGCUCUGACCACACCACUCUACCAAGUGGAAGUGAAGAUUAUGGUCAACAAACAGGGUACUUCAUCCAUGUGAGCACAACAUCAGGACAAGAGGGAGAUUCAGCUCGACUGGAAACAAAGGUAGUGAAGCCGACCAGGGCAUGUAAUGUCCAGUGUCUGCAGUUCUACUAUUUCCACAGCGGAAAUACGUUAGAUGAACUUAAUAUCUGGAUCAGAGAGUUUCAGAAUGAGCAGGACACCACAGGAACUCUCCGCCUUAUGGGACAAAUUACUGGUUCACCAACAUCUCACUGGAAGUUCCACCAUGUUUCCUUGAAUGCCACCAAGGACUUCCAGGUGGUGUUUGAGGUUCGGAAAGGAGCAGGAAACUCCACAGGAGGUUUCUCAAUUGAUGACAUCAAUCUCUCAGAGACAGAGUGUCCACACUUUGCCUGGCAGAUUGAUGACUUGGAGAUUCUUUUAAACACAAGCAGUUAUGGAGCCAGUAUGACCAGCCCACGACAAUUCUCCAAAGACGGCUAUGCAUACCUUCUAAUUGCUGUACUUUACAAAACAUAUGUUUCAAUGUUCGUGCAGCUCUUGUCUAGUAAGAAUGACGACCAGCUGCAAUAUCCUUGUUUCCAAAGACACAUGAUUUUCCAGUUGCUGGAUCAAACCCCGAACAAGCAACUGCAAAUGUCCAAGGAAAUUACUCUAGUAUCUGCUGGUGGUGAGUUUACAAUGAAAUAUUUACUUGUCUGGGGCAAUCCCAGGGAGACUGGAUAUGCAUCGUUUUAUGAGAAUGGAGAAUUAGUCUAUGCUGGAAAAAGUGCGGCAGGAUUCUCACCCGUUGCCACAUUACAAGAAUUGCAAUCCAGAGAGUUCCUCAAGGGAGGAAGUGCCAUUUUCAUGUUCAACUUUGAAGAUCUCACCCCACUAAUCAAUGGAACUAGUCUACCAUGUCCUGCACGAACCUCCACCAUCGUUCCACCACCCGGUCCUACAACAAAUCACAGGACUUCUUCUUUCACCCAUCCACCUCCUACAACUGAGAAGAGAAUCUCAUCCACCAUCUUUCCACCACCUCCUGGAACGACGGAUGACAGAAUCUUCCCCACCAACACUCCACCACCUGCUACGACAGAUGAUGACAGCAUUUUUGACUUCUGUCCUGGUAUGGUGGCCUCUCCCAUCCUCGCUGUCCUGCUGGCGUUGAUCCUUCUGCUGUCAUAAUGUACACCUCUCAUGUAAAUCUUCUGUGUCUGCAUAGGCAGCAAAAUAAUUAGAAAUGUCUCCCAGCAAUGCAUAUAUGUUGUAAUGACAGUGUAAGUUGACAUCUUGUUCUAAAAAUGUGAGUUCAUUGUGCAAAAACAAACUGGGAAGAUAUGCAUUGCUUUAAGAAAUCGGCGUAUAAUGCCUGAACUUGUAGCUCAUAUUCAACAAUAUUUGGUGAUGGGACUUUAUUUUUAUUUGG